UGGGGCCGGUUGUGCUUGGAGCCGUUGGUAGUGGCGGUUGGUCCCCAGGCGCGGGUGCGGAGAGGGACCGGCGUGUGGGACCGGCCCGGGGCGGCUCCUCCUCCACCCCCUCCUCCUCCUCCUCUACUUCCUCCCGCCCAGCCUGCGAGUAGCUCGGGCCUCGGCCGUCCCGGGAUGGCUGCCUGGGUGCCUUCCGAUGCGCUGGGUCGAAGGCUCUUGUGUGGCACGGAGUACGGAACCGUGCGCUACGUUGGCAGCGUUCCUCCUACAGCAGGCAUUUGGCUUGGCGUGGAAUGGGAUGAUCCUCAGAGAGGAAAGCAUGACGGUACCUAUGAAGGGACACAGUAUUUUAAGUGCAGGCAUCCUAAAGGAGGAUCAUUUAUCCGGCCAAACAAGGCAAAUUUUGGAGUAGAUUUUCUUACUGCAGUAAAGGAUCGGUACGCAUUGAAUGAUGAGCGAGAUGUUCAACAUGGGACAGAGAAUACAUUAGUAUUUGGAAAGAAGACUGUGGAAUUUGUUGGCAUGGAUUCUAUUGCAGAACAACAAAGCCAGCUGAACCAACUGGUGGAUAUCUCCGUGCGUGAGUGUGCAGUGAGCCAUGCUGGUCAGAAAGAGGAAAUCAGCAGAACAUGUGCUAAUAUCAGGCAUAUAAAUCUGUCAAAAAAUCUGAUAUCAUCUUGGGAGACAGUAACAGCUAUUGCUUCUCAAGUUCAAAAUCUGGAAACACUUAAUAUCAGUGAAAACAAAAUGAAAUUUCCGUCUACAUCAACUUCUGUAUCCGGUGCAUUUUCAAAAUUGAGGAUUCUGGCACUUAAUCAAACUGAGAUAACGUGGGCAGAGGUUCUUCUUUGUGCUCCAGGAUGGCCAGCACUUGAAGAAUUGUACCUUACUUCUAAUAAUAUUACAGUUUUGGAAAGGCCUGAUAAUGUCCUGCAGACCCUGAAGCUGUUAGACCUUUCAGACAACCAGUUACUGGAUGGAAAUCAGCUGCAUCUAAUAGCACAUCUCCCCAGAUUAGAACAGCUAAUACUUAGAAACACUGGAAUAUCUUCUAUACACUUUCCCGAUGCUGGAUUUGGAUGCAAGACUAAAAUGUUUCCUUCACUAAAACGCCUUGCAAUAAAUGACAAUAAAAUAUCCCAGUGGUCAUCUAUCAAUGAGCUUGAUAAACUGCCAAGUUUGCGGUCACUGCAGUGUCACAACAACCCUUUCAUGGACACAGAGAAGAACCCAGAGACCCUGAGACAGCUAAUUAUUGCCAAGAUAAGUCAACUGGAGGUUUUGAACAAGUCUGAGAUCCUUCCUGCUGAAAGAAAAGGAGCAGAGCUUGAUUAUCGAAAAAUAUUUGGAAAUGACUGGUUAGCAGCUGGUGGGAAUUGGAACCCAGAGAAGAACAAACCAAGUGAAGAAUUUCUUGCUGCCCAUCCCAGAUACCCAUCGCUUUGUCUUAAAUAUGGGGCACCUGAAGAAGGAGAACUGAAGGGACGACAGCCUUUGACUCUGAAAAAUCAGCUUCUGACUUUGACAAUUAAAUGUCCCGAGAACCCUGAACAGAAGCCCGUAGAGAAAAAGCUACCAGAGUCUAUGACUAUUCAGAGGGUCAAAGGAUUGCUGUAUCGCCUACUUAAAAUUCCUGGUUCAGAACUGAAACUGUCCUACGAAAGUUCCAAACUGGAAGGAAAAGAAGUUGAACUAGACAACGACUUAAAGCCUUUGCAGUUUUACUCAAUAGAAAAUGGAGACUGUGUGUUAGUACGGUGGUAAGAAGGGACUCUCUUGAUAGACUGAAGGAAAAGCCAACCCUGGAACU
This is a messenger RNA of Chroicocephalus ridibundus (black-headed gull), 1810 nucleotides long. RefSeq names its product tubulin folding cofactor E (gene TBCE). The record is from RefSeq and is a predicted model, not a curated record. Gene Ontology annotation, cellular component: cytoplasm. The transcript has 17 exons. NCBI's taxonomy places the organism in Eukaryota, Metazoa, Chordata, Aves, Charadriiformes, Laridae. Gene Ontology annotation, biological process: tubulin complex assembly; post-chaperonin tubulin folding pathway; microtubule cytoskeleton organization. The coding region runs from base 175 to 1764 and encodes 529 amino acids. Gene Ontology annotation, molecular function: alpha-tubulin binding.